GCGUCCUCGUGAAUUUAGAAUAAGCGCGUCGAGAGCAAGAUCUACCAGCAAUAUGGCGCCAACGAGGGUCACGCCGCAUAGAGAGGGCACGACGCGUGCAGCGUAUUCUCUGGACGGUACGCAUGUAUUUACCACAGGCUGCGACGGUGUGGUCCGUCGCUUUAAAUUGGGGUCACCGGAUGAACCUGUUGUUCUUGACGCGCUUCACGAUGAUGCUUCCUCUGGCAUUGCUACGUCAAACGACAAGCUAGUGACUUGUUCGGAAGACGCGACAGUGUCCAUUUUUGAUAUCAAAGGAACUGUGGCCGAUAAGCUAUGUCGAUGCUCGCUACCAAUACGCGAAGUGGCAUUCAGUCCUGACGGUGCUUGGGUCGCCAUCGCCUCAGAUGAGACCAAGGUGCGAAUUGUCAAUGUGGAGGAUAUGACUCGUGUCAUGGAAUUGACUGCAAGUCUGGCCAAGUCAAUCAAGCAUGUCUCAUUUCAUCCAUCCGGUAAUAUGAUUGCAGCUGUCGACACAAAUGGUGUUAUUCGCAUCUAUUCCUUGUCUACGGAAGAGCCCAGCAUUCUUGAGUCACUCUCUGGCAUUGUGCCAAUCCUGCAUGAUGCUGCGUCUAAAGUUUCUUGCAAAGUUGCUUGGCACCCUGAUGGAGCCUCGUUCGCUGCACCAAUUAGCACGUUUGAAGUGGUUGUACACGAACGUUCCGGCUGGUCUCGGCAGGUCACCUUCAAGUCUGGCUCAGAUGGUGGGCAUACAGAUAGUAUCCUCGAUCUAGCUUGGUCCCCAAAUGGUGCCUAUCUGGCGACUGCUUCCCUUGACAAGACCUUGCUGAUCUGGUCGACAAAGACGCAGGAAGUUGUCGAAACAAUUUCAUUGACUGAACCGGCCACGCAGCUGCUCUGGCAUCCAAAUAAAAACAACCUCUCGUGGACGACCAAUCAAGGUGAUUUGUACACGCAAGAGGAAGUAAUCAAGGCCGGUCCAUCUCCCUGUGCCCGACCUUUACAUCCCUCACCCAUCACAACAGGAGCGUCAGUGACUGGCGCUGUCAAUGGUGCUGCGAAAACAAAUGGGCACAAGCUGUUUGAUGACUCUGCCUUGGAUGGCGAUAUUGACAUGGGUAGUGUGAGUGACGGUGAUCUGAAUGAAGCGCUCGAGAAUGGUGCAGCUGACUGGAUCGACGACGACGAUGGUGCAGGAUACAUUCCCAACCUCGAUUCCCGUAAACGUACGGCUGAAGGCUACAAUACACCACUUGGCUCGCCCUCAGCAAAGAAGCGCCAUCGCUCAGCGACUGGCCGAGCAGAUUUCUCUGUCCAUGAACCCGUGCAGCCAGGUUCAACACCGUUCCGUGGCGGUAGAAGGUAUCUGGCACUCAACAACAUUGGUUGGAUUUGGACUGUAGAGCAAGAAGACCAUCACACAGUCACGGUCGAGUUCCACGAUCGUGAGGCGAAUCGACAGUACCAUUUUUCAGAUGGCUCGUUGUUUAGCUUUGCGGCACUGGACGAGACUGGUGCGUUGUUUGCUUCAGGCAUGAGGUCCAAUGCCGAAGGGAUCAAAUUGGCGUCUGUCGUGCAUUACCGCCCGCAUGCAUCAUGGGCAGCGUAUGCCAACUGGACGACCGAGCUGCCCGCUGGAGAGGACAUCCAAGCUAUCGCUCUAUCGAGCAGCAGUGUAGUGGUUUGCACGAGCAAAGGGUACGUGCGAACUUAUUCUUUGAACGGCGUGCCAAAGAAUAUCUUCAUCAACAAGCACAGUCCUUUUGUGGCUGCUAUUGCAAGAGGCAAUUAUGUCUUGACGGUGAGCAAUAGCCAUGUCCGGGGCAAUGGCAGCGCGGCCUUGUCCUACAUGGUAUACCACACUGCUCGCGAAGAAAUCAUACAGCAAGAUGACGGUCUACCACUCAAUCCAGGUGAGUCACUCAAAUCCCUGUUCUUCUCAGACGAUGGGUUUCCCUACAUCUACACCACAGAUGGCAUACUGAGCUGCUUGACUCGAUGGAGGCAACCAGGUCAAGCACAAUGGCGUCCUGUGCUCGAUACGAAUUUACUGCAACGUCGCAUUGGUAAAGACGAAAACUACUGGCCUGUUGGCUGCACAGCUGAGCAAGGUGGUCAAUUCCAGUGUAUCAUCCUGAAAGGUGCUGAACGGCAUCCUUACUUUCCGCGGCCAAUUACCAGUGAGCUGGCGUAUGAGGUUCCUAUGGUGGCACCAGAUCACAUUGCUGGAAGUAUCGCUUCCUUGGAGAAUGCACUCGCAAAGGACAAGAUUCUGGAAAUCUUCGCGGAGGAGAAUUUGGAAGCUGGAGCGGGUGGCGAUGCCGAUGUGGAGGAGGCUCUACAAAGAGAGCAAAUUGUGCUUGAGACACAGCUGGAUAGAUCGCUGAUUCAAUUGAUGAAUUUGGCGUGCAAGGCAGAGCAGGAUGCAAGAGCUUUGGAUCUUUGCGAGAUGAUGCGUCGCCCAGGCAGUCUCGAUGCAGCGCUCAAGGUCGCCAGUCACCAUCAUCGACUCAAUUUGGCACAACGGAUCAAUGAGCUGGCCGAGGAGCGAGCCAUCAUAUAAGCUUAAGCAUUAGUCCUUUGUGACCAUUCAAUCAGGAGCAAUGUAUAUCUGGUGUUACGUUCCAGACAUCAAUCGUCGGUUCAUCCAGGUUGCCAUGCUCGUAGCCUAGUCUUGAAGCACCGCCAGCGUCAUAAGUCAGCCGCCUAGCGAAGUGUACAGAUUCACCGACCCAGCGUGCGGCAAAGGCGCGUAAAAUAUGGCCAUGAGCAACGAUGAGGACGUUGCGCUGUUGCCCAGCUUCAUGUCCUGCUUUGUGAACAUCGCGGACCUCGCCAAUGAGGCGGUCCAGGCGUUUCGUUGCGCUUUCGGCAUUGUCGCCUUGAGGGCAUCCAUCAAGAAAAACAUUCCACGGGCGUGAGCCAGCUAGCUGCUCAUUGAUCUGCUUUGAGGUCAAGCCUUCAUAUGCGCCAUAGUCCC
Messenger RNA from Protomyces lactucae-debilis, 2980 nucleotides. Its product is annotated as WD40-repeat-containing domain protein. The transcript has 2 exons. Gene Ontology annotation, biological process: mitotic cell cycle; DNA repair; DNA-templated DNA replication. Gene Ontology annotation, cellular component: nuclear replication fork. Gene Ontology annotation, molecular function: protein binding; chromatin binding. The record is from RefSeq and is a predicted model, not a curated record. NCBI's taxonomy places the organism in Eukaryota, Fungi, Ascomycota, Taphrinomycetes, Taphrinales, Protomycetaceae. Bases 53 to 2563 code for a protein of 836 amino acids.